AUGGCAACGUUGGCCGAUGAAUUUCUCGCUGAUUUGGAGGACGAUGAAGAAGAUGUCAUCGAUGAGAUGGAGUUGGAAAACGCCCAGAGUUCUGGAGUUAAAAGCGAGCCCGGUGCUGUUAAGACGGAACCAGACGUAAAAAUGGAAAAUGUCCAGAGCAUCGACGACAUUGACUCGGUAACUAACCUCCUACAAUCAUCAGAAUUCCAUGAUUACAUGGCUCAAAUCAAGGAAAGAGUCGGUGAAAAUCCAAAGCCGUGGUUCGGUCUUAUUGAACAGAAUCCGGAGUAUCUUUUGGUUGUCAAAGCCAAUGAGCUCUGUUCUAAGAUUGAUGAUGAGAUUGCAGUUGUUCAUAAAUUCGUACAGGACAUGUACGCUGCGAGAUUUCCAGAGUUGCCAGAAACCAUCCCCGAGCCUUCUGUUUACCUUAAAACCGUGGCAAUUCUUGGAAACGACAUCGAAGCCGGGAUCAAAAAGCUCGGAGACGUCCUCUCCUCUCAGACAAUUCUUAUUGUAACUGUCACAGCGUCCACAACUUCAGGAGUCAAAAUAGAAGAAGAAAAACUCGGACCCCUUCGUCGAGGCUGCGAAGUAGGCACGCAACUUUGUGAAGCGAGAGAACUCAUCCUUGAAUUUGUCGAGUCCAGAAUGGAAUUCAUUGCCCCGAACGUCUGCCGCAUCGUGGGCCCUGGAAUCGCAGCGAAGGUGACUGCUCAAGCUGGUGGAAUGACGGCCUUGACGAAAAUGCCGGCUUGUAAUAUCAUGCUGCUGGGGAAAGAAAAGAAAUCAUUGCAGGGCUUCUCGAAACUCAACAUGUUGCCGAACACUGGAUUCGUCUUUUAUGCUAAACUUGUCCAAGAUCUGCCGCCUGAGUUUAGAAAGAAAGCUGCCAAAUUGGUCGCGUCCAAACUCACUCUUGCGGCACGGGUGGAUUGUUUUCACGAAGCCGAAGACGGCUCAGUCGGAAAGAAUCUGCUAGAGCAAAUUUAUGAAAAGUUCGACAAAUGGCAAGAGCCUCCACCAGUCAAGCAGACAAAGGCUUUGCCAGUUCCACUUGAAGCUCCACGCAAAAAGCGAGGAGGUCGCAGAGCCCGGAAGAUGAAAGAGCGAAUGGGCAUUACAGACAUGCGUAAAUUGGCAAAUCGAGUCAAUUUCGGCGAGAUCGAAGAUGACGUUAAUCAAAUGAACAUCGGCGAAGGUCUCGGCGCGCUCAACGCGAAGGGUGGUGCUAGCGGAAAAGUUAGAACCGCAGCCGUUGACAAGAAAACACAGGUCCGGAUUUCUAAAGCACUCCAGCAAAAACUCGCGAGAAACAACGCUGCGAUGAACUCAAGCGGCUUAGCUUCAGUUUUUCCAUCUGGAGGGAGGACAACUGUUGGAAGAGACAACGCAAAUGGUAUGGCAUCAUCAGUUGCGUUUACCCCACUCAAGGGACUCGAGAUCAUCAAUCCCAACGCCUGUGAAAAACGAGAAGAGUCAAACAAGUAUUUCUCUGAUGAAAGCGGUUUCACAUCGAUCAAGCCUAAAAUUUAA
This is a messenger RNA of Oikopleura dioica, 1533 nucleotides long. The record is from the annotation of a GenBank genome assembly. NCBI's taxonomy places the organism in Eukaryota, Metazoa, Chordata, Appendicularia, Copelata, Oikopleuridae.